GCGCGUGCCUUAUCUGCUUCUCUCUCAGUGGUCGUUAUAGCUCUGCGAGCAUCACUUCUCCUCCUCUUCCAUAUCAUCAGAGCUCCAAUUCAACCCAGAAGCUCCGAUUCGGAUUCUACUUCUCAUCCAUGGCGUCCUCAUCUCUCUCCCCCGCUACUCAGCUGGGUUCGACCAGAUGUGGCAUGAUGGCGCCAUCGCGUGCCUUGUUGGUUAAGCCGACCAGGACGCAGAUGACUAGGAGGGAGAAGGGUUUGAGAAUUACUUGUCAGGCGACAAGCAUUCCGGCCGACAGGGUUCCGGACAUGGGGAAGAGACAACUCAUGAAUCUGCUCCUGUUGGGUGCUAUUUCCCUGCCGUCUGGUUUCAUGCUUGUCCCUUACGCCACCUUCUUUGCCCCUCCUGGUGGCCGAGGUGCCGGUGGUGGCACUGUUGCAAAGGAUGCACUCGGAAAUGAUAUAGUUGCAGCCGAAUGGAUCAAGACCCAUGGCGCUGGUGACCGAACCUUGACCCAAGGACUAAAGGGAGACCCGACCUACCUGGUUGUGGAGAACGACAAAACUCUCGCGACAUACGGUAUCAAUGCAGUAUGCACUCACCUCGGGUGUGUUGUCCCGUGGAACAAAGCCGAGAACAAAUUCAUCUGUCCUUGCCAUGGAUCUCAGUACAACAAUCAGGGCAGAGUGGUUAGAGGUCCUGCCCCACUGUCUCUGGCAUUGGCACAUGCGGAUAUCGACGAUGGGAAGGUGGUGUUCGUUCCGUGGGUUGAAACCGACUUCAGGACCGGUGAAGCUCCAUGGUGGUCUUGAACCGGGGAGCCUCUCCUUAGCUCAUCCUUGUAGAAAGAAAGUUGUGUCUGUUUCUCUACCACUUGUUCAAUGUUUUUUCCCUCUUGUGAGCUUGUAAUCAUCACCCUCUCUUGGCAAUACUCAAAGAUUUCUUCCCCGUAUAGUAUUUAUGUUCAUUCACUUUCCCAACGUCUUUGUGCAGCAGAAGAACUGAAUGUGUAAGUAAUGGUGAUAUUGUUGUUUAGUACAA
Messenger RNA from Tarenaya hassleriana, 1035 nucleotides. Its product is annotated as cytochrome b6-f complex iron-sulfur subunit, chloroplastic. The transcript has 5 exons. Gene Ontology annotation, molecular function: 2 iron, 2 sulfur cluster binding. Lineage: Eukaryota; Viridiplantae; Streptophyta; Magnoliopsida; Brassicales; Cleomaceae. Bases 129 to 806 code for a protein of 225 amino acids. The record is from RefSeq and is a predicted model, not a curated record. Gene Ontology annotation, cellular component: plasma membrane.